AUGCAGAAAGAUGCUGGCAAGUUCAUGGACCUGUAUGUGCCGCAGAAAUGCUCCAUGAGCAACAGGGUCAUUGGGGCCAAGGACCAUGUGUCCAUCCAGAUGAACAUGGCUGAGGUUGACAAGGUCACAGGCAGAUUCAAUGGCCAAUUUAAAACUUAUGAAAUUUGUAGAGCAAUAUGUAGAAUGGGAGAAUCUGAUGACUCUAUUCUCUGA
Messenger RNA from Dromiciops gliroides (monito del monte), 213 nucleotides. RefSeq names its product 40S ribosomal protein S21-like. The record is from RefSeq and is a predicted model, not a curated record. Gene Ontology annotation, molecular function: structural constituent of ribosome. Lineage: Eukaryota; Metazoa; Chordata; Mammalia; Microbiotheria; Microbiotheriidae. Gene Ontology annotation, biological process: endonucleolytic cleavage in ITS1 to separate SSU-rRNA from 5.8S rRNA and LSU-rRNA from tricistronic rRNA transcript (SSU-rRNA, 5.8S rRNA, LSU-rRNA); endonucleolytic cleavage to generate mature 3'-end of SSU-rRNA from (SSU-rRNA, 5.8S rRNA, LSU-rRNA); translation. Gene Ontology annotation, cellular component: cytosolic small ribosomal subunit; ribosome. Bases 1 to 213 code for a protein of 70 amino acids. The transcript has a single exon.